This is a messenger RNA of Macrosiphum euphorbiae (potato aphid), 510 nucleotides long. NCBI's taxonomy places the organism in Eukaryota, Metazoa, Arthropoda, Insecta, Hemiptera, Aphididae. The record is from the annotation of a GenBank genome assembly.
AUGCAGGACCUCCAUGCGAGCGUGGAUGGCUCGGAACUGAAGCUAUGUUCCGAGGAGUCGGCGUCCGUCGCGUUCCUUCGUCGUCCCGAUGGCAUCCCGUCGUCGGACUUCAAAGAGUACGCGCGGAUCAGAAUAAACGCACUGCCGACUCGCAAACGUGUCAACCGCGGGAAAGCCGGUCCGGCCAGGUGCCGGGCUUGCGGCCUCGUGGACGAGACGCUUGCCCAUAUCUCACAGACUUGUCAACGCACGCAUGAAUCCCGCAUUUUGAGACAUGACUGCCUGGUCAAACGAAUCACAGGCGGUCUACGCGAAAAACGGUACGAGGUGGAAACGGAGCAUCUCUACAAGUUACAUGGCGGUAAUAUGAAGCCGGACAUCGUCGCAACGAUAAGCGACGAGACAAGAGGCCGUAUAUCCGUUAUAUGUGAUGUACAAGUCGUUUCAGGCUCCGCUCCGGUUACUUGGCAUUCUAAAAAACUCAAAAAUAUAACGAUCGAGCGGAUCUAA